AUCCACUGUGGGUGCUCAGGUGUCAGUCAAGCUAGCAGUUUCCACUGGCCCGGUCCAGGAGGGCCCCUGGUUGGAUAUGUGAAGCUGGUGCUUUACACUCUGGUUUCUGCUUUAGUUUAGAGCUCCUAGUCAUCUGCUUUAGUUUAGAGCUCCUAGUUAUCUGCUUUAGUUUAGAGCUCCUAGUCAUCUGCUUUAGUUUAGAGCUCCUAGUUAUCUGCUUUAGUUUAGAGCUCCUAGUAAUCUGCUUUAGUUUAGAGCUCCUUGUAAUCUGCUUUAGUUUAGAGCUCCUAGUCAUCUGCUUUAGUUUAGAGCUCCUAGUAAUCUGCUUUAGUUUAGAGCUCCUUGUAAUCUGCUUUAGUUUAGAGCUCCUAGUCAUCUGCUUUAGUUUAGAGCUCCUAGUAAUCUGCUUUAGUUUAGAGCUCCUAGUAAUCUGCUUUAGUUUAGAGCUCCUAGUAAUCUGCUUUAGUUUAGAGCUCCUAGUAAUCUGCUUUAGUUUAGAGCUCCUAGUAAUCUGCUUUAGAACCCUUGUGGUUAUUUCAGAUUGGUAACAAAUAUUCAAAAUGCAACAGGAAAAAAAUACCUUGUAAAAUCUACAGAGUUAUGAUGUUUUUUUGUAAGCAGGGGCUAAAGGACACUUGGACAGUCCUUAAAAAAAAUGAUGGCUGUGAUUUGUUUCUCUGAAAUAUGAUACUAGAGAACUGGUCAACACUGCAAGUACAGAGUUGAGGAAACUUUAAGAAGUGUAAUAGGUGUUUACUAGUUGAGUUAGAUUUAACAACAUGUCACAGGGAGAGCAGUGAGUGAGCAGGGGACAGUGCAGCAAGUGUCAUCACGUCAGUCAACCUGGGGAGGGCAUCUGGUAGUUUAAAAUGGUGUGAAUAUGAUCAGCAUCAGUGUAGACAGCCAACGGUAGCAAGUAGACUGCCUGGAUUAGAUUUCAGUACCUUCUGCAACUAAAACAAGUGUAUGCAUUUAAAUGGAGGAAACCAUCAAGAAGCUAACUUUUCCUGGGCAGUAAAAAACUACCGAGAAAGUGAUAGUUGGGGCCGUGGAGGUGAGUGAAGCCCUUACCCUUGAGAGGGGUAAAAGAUGACUGUUGUGUCCUGUGAGAUCCAGGACGAGACUGUGGUAGUUUCUCCCCUCUACCAAGAUGAUUGCGACGUGGAGCGGGGCGAUCAGGAGUGCAGCGAGAGGGUCGUCAUCAACAUCUCGGGACUGCGCUUCGAAACUCAACUGAGGACCCUCUCGCGCUUUCCCACCACGCUCUUGGGAGACCCACGUAAAAGGAUGCGCUUUUUCGAUCCGUUGAGAAAUGAGUACUUUUUUGACAGGAAUAGACCCAGCUUUGAUGCCAUCCUCUAUUAUUACCAGUCUGGAGGAAAGCUUAGGAGACCUGUCAACGUUACCAUGGACAUUUUCAUGGAAGAAAUGACAUUUUAUGAAAUCGAAGAGGAAGCAAUUGAUAUGUUUAAAGAAGAUGAAGGUAUGAUCAUAGAGGUGGAACGUGCGAUGCCUGACAACGAGUUUCAGCGCCAGUUGUGGCUGUUGUUUGAGUACCCGGAGAGCUCAGGGCCUGCCCGGAUGAUCGCUGUCGUAUCAGUCAGUGUGAUUGUAAUAUCCAUUGUGAUCUUCUGUCUAGAGACUUUACCACAGUUCAGGGAAGAUACCAGCGCAAACCUACCAUUAAGUAAUCACCAUACCACGAAUGGGACUACUCUCCAUAAAAAACCCAAUCUAUUCACAGAUCCGUUUUUUAUGGUGGAGACACUUUGCAUCGUGUGGUUUUCCUUUGAGUUUCUCGUGAGGUUUUUAUCUUGCCCGAGCAAACCGGCUUUUUUCAAAAACGCAAUGAACUCCAUCGAUAUCUUAGCGAUAGCACCUUAUUUCAUCACCCUUGGUUUUGAACUAGCAGAGCAACAGGAAGCAGGAAGCGAGCAGGCCAUGUCGUUAGCCAUACUCAGAGUCAUCCGUUUGGUUCGAGUGUUCAGGAUCUUUAAACUUUCCAGGCACUCCAAGGGUCUCCAAAUCCUGGGUCAGACACUCCACGCCAGCAUCAGCGAACUCGCGCUUUUGAUAUUCUUUCUUCUCAUAGGGGUUAUUCUGUUCUCCAGCGCAGUUUACUUUGCAGAGGCAGACGACCCUGAAUCGGGAUUCUCAAGUAUCCCCGCCGCGUUCUGGUGGGCGGUGGUGUCCAUGACUACGGUUGGAUAUGGAGACAUGUGCCCGGUUACUAUUGGUGGCAAAAUAGUGGGAUCUAUGUGUGCCAUCGCAGGAGUGCUGACCAUAGCCCUGCCUGUCCCUGUUAUCGUGUCCAAUUUUAACUACUUUUAUCACAGAGAGCGUAAUGACGAGGAAACCUCUGUGUAUACCCACGUGACUUGUGGUCAACAGAACGCUUCAUUCGGAGAAUUCAAAUCGACCAGCGACAGCAGACAGUCCCUCACCAAAUCAGAGUACACGGAAGAGGAUUCUUGCGAGACUAUCAUAUUAACAAACUUCAACCCAUUUGAACAUUACACUGGCAAGCUGACAGAUGUAUGAAAAACAAGCAUCGGCCUAGUUGAGCAGGGAAUAAACAGUCUCGAGUACAAGAUCAAAGACCCUUGCCUUUCUGCUACACUUGAAAGAAAAUGCAAGCAAUUCCAUAUAUAUCUGUAACUGGAAAAGUCAAGAUAGUGAUCAAAUGUCACACACUUGUCCCAUGAACUACUGGCCAGUAAUGUGAGAUGACAGGUGCUGCUGCAGCAUCCAAUGGAGAGCCCCUUGAACAAACUACCAAUCUGAAUGUUCAAUGAACCUUUCAAUGUACUUUGCAAUGUAUUCAAUGAACUGAAAUGACUACUGUGUAGAUAUCCUGUAAUGUAUGGUUGUAAAUAUGCCCUUUUUUUAAUGCUAUCCUUAUGUUCUCAGCUCAGAAUCGAAAUGUAAACAUGCCUUGCUCUGUGUGCCUUUGUGGAAAGUUUUGAAGGAACUACUUGUGUCGUCCUUUAUUUUAUAUAACUAUUUAUUGUACACAAAUUCAAAUUUAGCUGUAAAUGGUCCUUGGGAAGGAAUCACUGGUGUUAAAACAACUUGCCCAUAGGAAUUUGAAUGAUGUCUGCAUGUAAAGAGAAAUCAAUAGUUCUCUAAAAUGUUAAUGAAAGGUCUAUUUCUAUUUUUCUAAGAUUGUAAAAUUGUAUGUGAACUUUUAAAACUAUAUUUUUUAAAUAAAUAAAU
Molecule: messenger RNA, 3216 nt
Organism: Oncorhynchus keta (chum salmon)
Lineage: Eukaryota; Metazoa; Chordata; Actinopteri; Salmoniformes; Salmonidae
Product: shaker-related potassium channel tsha2
Exons: 2
Coding region: 1090-2541 (483 amino acids)
Biological process (GO): protein homooligomerization; potassium ion transmembrane transport
Cellular component (GO): voltage-gated potassium channel complex; membrane
Molecular function (GO): delayed rectifier potassium channel activity; protein binding
Source: RefSeq, a predicted model, not a curated record